Marmota flaviventris (yellow-bellied marmot) is the source of this 2019-nucleotide messenger RNA. RefSeq names its product zinc finger protein 233 (gene Znf233). Gene Ontology annotation, molecular function: DNA-binding transcription activator activity, RNA polymerase II-specific; RNA polymerase II cis-regulatory region sequence-specific DNA binding. Gene Ontology annotation, cellular component: nucleus. Lineage: Eukaryota; Metazoa; Chordata; Mammalia; Rodentia; Sciuridae. The record is from RefSeq and is a predicted model, not a curated record. Gene Ontology annotation, biological process: regulation of transcription by RNA polymerase II.
AUGUCCUCCAGCUCCCCUUUUUCUGAUCUGAAAGACACCCCAGUCAUCUCUUCAGACUUAAAGAUUAGAGAGGAAAAUGAAGUCAGCUGGAUUCAGAUGCAGUCUCUCCUCACCAGCUCUGUCACCCUGGUUCUGACUUCCCAGGACUCUGCCCUUCCCCAGAAGGAGCAGGAGAAGAUGACCAAGUUUCAGGAGGCUGUGAACGUCAAGGACGUGGCUGUGGUCUUCAAUGAGGAGGAGCUGGUACUGGACUCUGCCCAGAGGAAGCUGUACCAAGAAGUGAUGCUGGAGAACUUCAGAAACCUGCUCUCUGUGGGCUAUAAACCCUUCAAACUGGGUAUGAUGUUGCCAUUGGGAAGAGAGGAGAAGCUUUGGAUGAUGGAGGCAGAAACCAAAGAAGAUGGGAGUUCAGGAUGCAGGGGUCAAAAUGAGACAGAGACUCUCCAAGAAGUAGGGUUAAGAUACCUUUUACAUGAAGACCUUAUGUGCUGGCAAAUAUGGGAACAAUUGACAAGUAAAUUAACCAGAAACCAGGACUUCAUCCUAAGUCUUCAAGGCAAGAGGUCUGAGUUGCCAAAAAAAGGUGAUGCCCAGGUGUGGACAGGAGCCUCUGUUCCAGUUCCUGGAGAUGAGAUCUGUGUAGUGACCCUUCACAGGGAGAGUUCCAAUAGUGUCAAAAGGCAAGAGUUUCCAAUUAGGACCACCUGGGAUUUCUGGAGAAAAAUGAAUGUGGAAGAAUCCCAGAAUUACCAGAGAAGAUGUCAGCAAACUGACAUAAAAAAUAAACUGUGUAAAUGUGACUGUGAUGACCAGGAAGCACACAAAAGAGAGGAAGCUUAUAGCCCCAAUGAUGGCAGAAAAGAAUUCAUGAAGAAAUCACCCCAGCGUAGGGUAAGACCCUCACAAGAGCAAACCUCCCAUGAGGAUGGGAAAGGCUUCAGUGUUGCCUCUGACCUUGACCUUCCCCAGCAGUUGCCCUUGGGAGAGAAGCCCCUUGCGUGUACUGAGUGUGGGAGGACCAUGCAUCAUAGCUCGUUGCUGACCUUGCAUCCGAGCACUCACCUGGGUGGAAGACACUGCAGGAAUGAAAAUGGUGAGAGCUUUGGUCUGAGCUCCUGCUUACAGACUCAUCAGAGUGUCCACCCAGGAGAGGAGCCCUCCAGGUGUCAGGUGUGGGCUCAGAGCCUCAAUGAGAACUCCUCUCUUCCAAGUCAUGAGCUUACUCAGCCAGGAGAGAAGCUGGACACCUGUGAGAGAGUCCUCCCUAGAGACAAAACAUGCAGUUGGGAGGCAUGUGAGAGGGGAUAUAACCAGGAUCCUGGUCUCCAUCCGAGAGUCCACAUUGGAGGGAAGCCAUAUACGUGUGGGGUAUGCCAUAAGGGCUUCAGUAAGGCCUCAAACCUUCAAGUUCAUCAGAAAAUCCACACUGGAGAGAAACCCUACAGAUGUGAUGUGUGUGACAAGAACCUCAGCCGUAAUUCUCACCUUCAAGCCCAUCAGAGAGUCCACACGGGAGAGAGGCCUUACAAAUGUGACACCUGCGGUAAGGACUUCAGCCAGAUCUCUCUUCAGGCCCAUCAGAGAGUUCACACGGGAGAGAAGCCAUACAGGUGUGAGACAUGUGGGAAGGGCUUCAGUCAGAGUUCACACCUCCAAGACCGCCAGCGAGUCCACACUGGAGAGAAGCCCUACACGUGUGAGGUGUGUGGGAAGGGCUUCAAUUGGAGCUCACAUCUUCAAGCCCAUCAGAGAGUGCACACAGGGGAGAAGCCCUACAGAUGUGAGGAGUGUGGGAAGGGCUUCAUCUGGAAUUCAUAUCUCCAAGUUCACCAGAGGAUCCACACAGGGGAGAAGCCCUAUAAAUGCACCCUGUGUGGGAAGAGCUUCAGCCAGAUCUCACAUCUGCAGGCCCAUCGGAGAGUCCAUACUGGAGAGAAACCACACAGAUGCUUUGUGUGUGGGAAGGGCUUUAGUAAGAAUUUGUCUUCAGAUUCAUCAGAAAGUCCACAAUGGCAGUAA